GCUGCAACAUGAACGUUGAAGUUUUGUUCUCGGACUUCGCGUUUCUUCUCAGACUUGUUCCUACAGUGGUGUCCGGAUCAAUCGGACAACGUUUACUCCCGGCGCCUCACGAGCUGCUGGUGACUUAGGAUUCUGUCAGAUAUUCAACUUUCCUUUUAGGUCCGACAUAUACUCAGCGUGCGAGGUGUCUCGUGUUUUAAUCUACAUGGCAGGACUUUGAUGCUCAUCCAAAUGCACCAACUGAGCGUCACAGUCGCUUUCUCGCACUCAUUUAUGGUUUGGUGGGCCAUGGCCCAUGGAUGCUUCAGCGGUAAUUGCAUCUGUUACUAAUCGCUAAAAUUUUCCUCUGGUCUUUGUCUUUGAAGGAAUCCAACGAUUCUCACACAGGAUGCGAUACGAUAUGAGCCCAACGGUGGUCAUCUUGAUGAAUAUGCCUUCGUAUCAACUGCGCCUUGUUGGGAAUGGUCUAUACAAGGAUGAUCAACUGAUAUGGUUGACGUUUGUCCAGGUUAAUGAAGAAUAUUUCCCAGGGCUGGACUUCUUCACUCCGAGUUGGUGGGUGUUUGUUGCUUAGAGAAGGAACUCGGUGGGCAUUUUUAGAGUUGGCAUCUUCGCCAUGAGGCUCUGCCCGAGUACGCAUCGACAUUAGUACCUAUUCAGCUGGUUACUCACUUAUAACACACCGGCUUCUUGCCUAUACUGAAAAGUAUGACUUUGUCUCUCGCAUCUGCACAAUUAGUCGGGACUCUGCUGGAGCUUUCUGCUUAUGGUGUUUACAUAGCGCUCAUUCCUCAAUGCUUCACCCUAUUACGCGCGAGGGGGUUGAAGGCAACGCUCAUGAAAUACAUGCACUUGACAUUCUUUAUCAAUUUCUUAGCGAUCACCAUGAAUGCUUGCACAGCCUUUGUCCGGGUCGUUCAAGCAUUUACUUCCCAUACGGAUGCUGAGCUGUACUUCGCUCGCACCAACUCACCUUCUGCUUUGCUCUUGGGCUCUUCUGCAAUGGUCGUUCUCAUCACCGCAGACGCUCUGCUCGUCUUUCGUACAUUCAUUGUUUGGAAUCGUGAUCGUCGGAUCAUCAUAAUCCCCGUCUUGCUUUUCGUUGCGGAUUGCGCCCGGUCCAUAUACCUUAUGGUUACACUGACAUUCACAGGAUCUCAAUGGCAAAAUCCUCUCCUGAAUCCAACAUGGCAGUUGGUCAUCUUUUGGGCAGGGUCCUGGCUUUUGAAUAUACUUUGUACUUCUCUCAUCGCUUACAAGAUCUGGAAAGCGCGUCGAAUUGCUAAUAGGCUUCUAUCUAAUGUCAAUGAACGAUUAAACAAUGCAUUUGUCGUGAUUAUCGAAUCUGCUGCGGUGUAUACGCUUGUGAGCUUUGCGACAAUGAUAGCGUCAAUUUUGGGACAUAAUUCUGUCUACAUCGUAAUUUUAUUGACUCCCCCUUCAAUUGGCAUAGUUUUCCUAUACGCCAUCAUCAGCAGCUCGAAGGUCAAAGAAAGUACAGCAAAGCAGCAAAGCACAGUACUAACAAGGUCAGCCGUGCGUAGGGAUGAGAACGACCGCGUCAGCCCAGAUUCUCCACAAGCCGAGCACUUCAAUACUGCCCUUUUCUCGCCGACUGCUUCUGCUAACGUCGAUGUCACGGUUCAGGUCCACCUGAAGAGGACUGUCCACACAGACAACUGGCGUGAGGCUGACUUGGAGAAGUGAUUGAGAGUUUUGGAGGAUUUUACUGUACGAAACCUUGAUUCACAUUUACAUUUUGUUCAGAUUUCCAGAAAAUAUGCCAACCAUUGCACGUCGAUGUUGAAGGGAUGGAUAAUGAAACGAAGCAAAUUUUCCGGACUGUCGGUGUUACUACGGACUAUGUUCAAAGCAUUGUUUUUUUUCCUUCUCAAUGCAAGAAUAGAUGCAUGAAAAAUAUGUCGAUCUUCAGGAUUUAUCUACCUGCUCGAACAUUAGCACGUCCAUGCAAAAGCUGCGAUCAUCAUCAGCAUGCUUCGGGACAACUCUCAUGUGCUCCUUGACUUUUUUGAGACAUCACGAGUCGUAGACAUCACUUCUAACUGUCAUCUGAAGCUUGGAAAUUUCAUUCUUUGCUAUUC
Molecule: messenger RNA, 2102 nt
Organism: Somion occarium
Lineage: Eukaryota; Fungi; Basidiomycota; Agaricomycetes; Polyporales; Cerrenaceae
Source: the annotation of a GenBank genome assembly